Messenger RNA from Camelus dromedarius (Arabian camel), 3246 nucleotides. It is a transcript of the gene SEMA4A, whose product is annotated as semaphorin 4A. The record is from RefSeq and is a predicted model, not a curated record. Gene Ontology annotation, molecular function: semaphorin receptor binding; chemorepellent activity. Gene Ontology annotation, biological process: negative chemotaxis; axon guidance; neural crest cell migration. The transcript has 14 exons. Gene Ontology annotation, cellular component: plasma membrane. NCBI's taxonomy places the organism in Eukaryota, Metazoa, Chordata, Mammalia, Artiodactyla, Camelidae. Bases 230 to 2518 code for a protein of 762 amino acids.
AGGGCACAGUGUGGCAGCAGGAUGAGGCCCAUGAGGAUAAUGGAAGUGAGACUCUCUGACGGCACUCCGGAGAGGAAACUGGCCUGUCCCCCUAGCAUCCCCACCACACACACUUCUGCUGCCUGGGCCUAUCUGAUUGGUUCCUGGGGGGGAUGUGGUAAGGACUGCUCACGCAGAGUGCCCGGUGCCUGUUUCCCCAGAGCCGUCUGGUGACAGCCUCUGGCUGAGCAUGGCCCUCCCAGCCCUGGGCCUGGAAUCCUGGAGCCUCCUGGACAUUUUCCUCUUCCAGCUGCUCCUGCUGCUGUUGCCACCGUCGAUGACUGUGGUGGGUGAUGGGCAGGGGCCCAUACCCAGGGUCAAAUACCAUGCAGGGGAUGGACGCAGAGCUCUUAGCCUCUUCCACCAGAAGGGCCUCCAGGAUUUUGACACUCUGCUCUUGAGUGGUGAUGAAGGCACUCUCUAUGUGGGGGUUCGAGAGGCCAUUCUGGCCUUGGAUAUCCAGGAUCCAGGGGUACCAAGGCUGAAGAACAUGAUACCCUGGCCAGCCAGUGACAGAAAAAAGAGUGAAUGUGCCUUUAAGAAGAAGAGCAAUGAGACACAGUGUUUCAACUUUAUUCGUGUCCUGGUCUCCUUCAACGCCACCCAUCUCUAUGCCUGCGGCACCUUCGCCUUCAGCCCUGCUUGUACCUUCAUUGAACUUCAAGAUUCCAACCUGUUGCCCAUCUCAGAGGACAAGGUUGUGGAGGGGAAAGGCCAGAGCCCCUUCGACCCUGCCCAUAAGCACACAGCUGUCUUGGCAGAUGGGACGCUCUAUUCCGGCACCAUGAACAACUUCCUGGGCAGUGAGCCCAUCCUGCUGCGCACGCUGGGAUCUCAGCCAGUCCUCAAGACGGACAUUUUCCUCCAAUGGCUGCAAUCGGACGCCUCCUUCGUGGCAUCCAUCCCUUCAACCCAGGUUGUCUACUUCUUCUUCGAGGAGACAGCCAGCGAGUUUGAGUUCUUUGAGAAGCUCCAUACCUCCCGGGUGGCCAGAAUCUGCAAGAAUGACAUGGGCGGGGAAAAGCUGCUGCAGAAGAAGUGGACCACCUUCCUGAAGGCCCAGCUGCUCUGCGCCCAGCCGGGGCAGCUGCCCUUCAACGUCAUCCGCCACGCUGUCCUGCUGGCAGACAAUUCCUCCAACGAUCCCCAUGUCUACGCAGUCUUCACCUCUCAGUGGCAGGUCGUUGGGACCAGGAGCUCUGCUGUCUGUGCUUUUUCUCUCAAGGACAUCCAGCGUGUCUUUGAGGGGAAGUACAAGGAAUUGAACAAAGAGACUUCACGCUGGACGACUUAUGGGUUCUCUGAUAUCAGCCCCCGGCCAGGCAGCUGCUCGGAGGGCCCCUCCUCUGAUAAAGCCUUGACCUUCAUGAAGGACCAUUUCCUAAUGGAUGAGCCAGUGGUGGGGACACCCCUGCUGGUGAAGUCUGGUGUGGAGUACACACGACUUGUGGUGGAGACAGCCCAGGGCGUCCAUGGGCACAGCCAUCUGGUCAUGUAUCUGGGCACCAGCACAGGGUCCCUCCACAAGGCUGUGGUAAGUGGGGACAACAGCGCUUAUCUGGUGGAGGAGAUCCAGCUGUUCCCUGCCCCUGAACCCGUUCGCAACCUGCAGCUGGCCCCCACCCAGGGCGCAGUGUUUGCAGGCUUCUCAGGAGGCAUCUGGAGGAUUCCCCGAGCCAACUGUAGUGUCUACGAGAGCUGUGUGGACUGUGUCCUUGCCCGGGACCCCCAUUGUGCCUGGGACCCUGAGUCCCGAAUCUGCCGCCUCCUGCCCACCCCUAUCCCGAAGUCCUGGAAACAGGACAUGCAGCAAGGGAACCCAGGGUGGGCAUGUGCCAGUGGCCCCAUGGGCAGGAGCCGCUUGCCUCAGAGUCGCCCCCAGAUCAUUAAAGAAGUCCUAGCUGUCCCCAACUCCAUCCUGGAACUCCCCUGCCCCCAUCUCUCAGCUCUGGCCUCUUACCACUGGAGUCAUGGGACAGCAACAAUCCCAGAUGCAUCUUCCGCAGUCUACCGUGGCUCCCUCUUGCUGCUACUGCGAGAUGGGGCAUGGGGGCUCUAUCAGUGCUGGGCCACUGAGAAUGACUUCUCAUACCCUGUGGUCUCCUACUGGGUGGACAGUCAGGACCAGCCCCUGGCCCUGGAUCCUGAACUGGCGGGCAUUCCCCGGGAGCGUGUGGAGGCCCCGCUGACCAGGGUCGGUGGCGGGGCUGCCCUGGCUGCCCAGCGGUCCUACUGGCCCCACUUCCUCACUGUCACUGUACUCCUUGCCUUAGUGCUUUCAGGAGCCCUCAUCAUCCUCCUCGCCUCCCCACUGGGGGCACUCCGAGCCCGGGGCAAGGUCCAAGGCUGUGGGACCUUGAACUCCAGGGAGAAAGCCCCAUUAAGCAGGGAGCAGUGCCUCCAACCCCCCAAGGAAUGCAGGACCUCUGCCGGUGAUGUGGACAUCGACAACAACCUCCAGGGCACUGAGGUGGCUUAAACUCUGGGUACAGGCUGCGGCUUGUUGAGUAGGGCAGGGUGCCUGGCGAAGAUGGCUGGAGGGACCUAGAGCAGUGCAGCCCUGACUGGGGUGGGAAUAGCGCAAAAGACCACCUUUCUCCCAUAAGAGGAGCAUCUCCUGACACUCUGUGCCACCGAGAGCACUCGGUGGGGCCGGGCACAGCCGCCUGACUCCUCUAUGGGACUCCCUUCUACCAAGCACGUGGUUUCUUUAACGGGGGCUGCCGCAGACCCGGACCUCCGCUGUGAUAGGAGGACUUGGCGAGACUCCUUCAGUUCUGGCCAUUCCAGGACCCUCCAGAAACCUAUUGCUGCAGGAGACCCUAAAACACCAAGCAUCUAAGCCACUGUAAGAUAGCACACGCUCCUGGAGACUCCACUCUGAAAGCAGCUGCCACCUCGGACACCAACUCUCCCCUCUACCAGGGGUCCCAGGACUCUGCAGGGAGAGGCUCCCUCCUGCUCCUCUUAUCAACACAACUGUGAGCCGGGGAGGUCUUUCCUGAAGUCUGACCUCCUUCCUUCCUGCUUCAGUUGGGGCUGAUUUGCUCCGUUCCAGCCUGGCUAGAAUGGCAGGGGUGAUCUGAGCCUUGUUCAUACUUUUUUCCCCGGCUGCCCCCUUGACCUCUCUCCUCUCCUUUUGUUUUGGGAUUCAAAAACUGCUUGCAACAGACAGUUUAUUUUUUAUUAAAAAGACAAAGCUUAGAA